Messenger RNA from Cyprinodon variegatus (sheepshead minnow), 1452 nucleotides. Its product is annotated as tyrosine-protein kinase SRK2-like. Lineage: Eukaryota; Metazoa; Chordata; Actinopteri; Cyprinodontiformes; Cyprinodontidae. The record is from RefSeq and is a predicted model, not a curated record. Gene Ontology annotation, cellular component: extrinsic component of cytoplasmic side of plasma membrane. The coding region runs from base 1 to 1452 and encodes 483 amino acids. The transcript is spliced from 8 exons. Gene Ontology annotation, biological process: cell surface receptor protein tyrosine kinase signaling pathway; protein phosphorylation; cell differentiation. Gene Ontology annotation, molecular function: ATP binding; signaling receptor binding; non-membrane spanning protein tyrosine kinase activity.
AUGGUUAGAACCCCUUCAGCAGCUCGUAGGUUGGAAUCAAAAGUAGGCUAUGCUGUAAACAAACCUCUGCCCUCACCGUCGGGGUUUAUGGGAGGGAAACGCUACACCGCCCUGUUUGAUUGCACGGCUCGCACUGCAGAUGAUCUGACCUUUAGCACCCGGGAUAUUCUGGAGGUCAUCGACUACACCACCGAGGAAUGGUGGAUCGCAAGAACCAUGUCUACCAGUGCAAAGGGAUGCAUUCCUUCUAACUAUUUGGCGCCUGUAGAGAGGGUUGAUCCUGAACCAUGGUAUUUACCAGAGAUUAAACGGCGGGAUGCGGAGAGGUUGCUGUUGUCUGAGGGCAAUAAGCAAGGUGCAUUCCUCAUUAGAAACUCUGAAUCUUUCAAAGGAGAGCUCUCUCUCUCAGUUUUGCACCAAGGGAGGGUAAAACAUUACAAGCUCCAGAAACAGGAUGAUAACUACUUCCUUUCUAGGAACAAGUCCUUCCCAACACUGAAGGCGUUUGUGGAAUAUUACUCCAGACAGUCUGAUGUGCUGUGUGUCUGUCUGGGGGAGCCAUGCAGAAAGAUGGAGGAUCCACAGACCUAUGGUCUGGCCUGCAACACAGCGGAUCCGUGGGAGAUUGAUCGCAGUUCUAUCAAACUACUAAGGAAAAUUAUAGACGGACUGUUGGAUGAGGUCUUUGAGGGGGUGCUGAAUGGUACUACACCAGUCGCAGUGAAGACACGAAAACCUGGUACAAUGGAUGCUGCAGAAUUCCUGGGAGAGGCUCAGCUAAUGAAGAAGCUGCGGCACCCUAAGCUGAUUCAGCUGUAUGCUGUGUGCACCUUAGAGGAACCAGUGUACAUAAUCACAGAGUUGAUGACGAAUGGAUGCCUGUUGGAAUACCUCAGAAAGGACAAAGGGGCCACUCUCUAUAUCACACACCAGAUUGAAAUGGCCGCCCAGGUGGCAGCAGGCAUGGCUUACUUGGAGCAACAGAACUACAUUCACACAGACCUUACUGCCAGGAACGUACUGGUGGGAGAAAACAACGUCUGCAAAGUGACUAAUUUUGGAUUGGCAGGAUUUUUAAGGAAAAAUGAGAAUGUAUAUGAGGCCGAGGAGGGGACUAAAUUUCCUGUGAAGUGGACCGCUCCAGAAGCUAUCCACGAUAACAAGUUCAGCAUCAAAUCAGAUGUUUGGUCCUUUGGAAUCUUGCUCUAUGAGAUCAUGACAUUUGGUCAGAUGCCUUAUCCAAACAUGAAAAACAUGCAGGCGGUGACUUGGAUCAGUAAAGGUAACAGGAUGUCCUGCCCAGCGAACUGCCCGAAACCACUGCACAACAUCAUGCUGGACUGUUGGAAGGAAAAAGAAAAGGAGCGCCCAACAUUUGAGACGCUGCAGUGGCAACUGGAGGAAUACUUUGAGAUGGAGGAUGAGAACCCUUAUUCUACUUCUCUCUACUAA